Dacryopinax primogenitus is the source of this 2114-nucleotide messenger RNA. RefSeq lists its product as uncharacterized. Bases 14 to 1828 code for a protein of 604 amino acids. Lineage: Eukaryota; Fungi; Basidiomycota; Dacrymycetes; Dacrymycetales; Dacrymycetaceae. The transcript is spliced from 3 exons. The record is from RefSeq and is a predicted model, not a curated record. Gene Ontology annotation, cellular component: cytoplasm; nucleus. Gene Ontology annotation, molecular function: mRNA binding.
UCGGGAAGACGUGAUGGGUGGCUUUGGAAUUCCAACACCCCCUCCCCAACAGCCCAUCAUGAAUGCCUAUGGUUAUCCCCAAUCAGCAGCCACUACCUCACCCUUCUCCGUCCUGCCGAAUGUGGCGUACAGUGCACCUUAUUCGCCGCACAAAAAGCAAGUUCCUCGUGCAGCCUUGCCUGCUCAAUGGCUCGAAUCCGACAAUCGUGGUGAGAGCCGGUCUCUGUCCCCCCCGAAUUCGCUUCCCUCCUCCGGUUCGGCGGCUGCUUUGGGCGCCGCUGAUUUCGAUCUUUCCAGUAAUGGUGGAUCUCCACCACGCAUGAAUGGCGUGUCUCAGCCCGGAAUGCCUCCAACGCCCAUGGUACAAACACCGAAUGGUAUUCUAGCCAAUGGAGAUGAAGACAUCAUUCCAACGGCCAUCGUCAUCAAGAACAUUCCUUUUAACGUAAAGCGUGAGACUCUACUUGAUAUCAUCGCGUCGCUCAAUAUCCCGACACCGUACGCUUUCAACUACCAUCUUGAUGCUCUCGGGGCAUUUCGAGGGCUCGCCUUUGCAAACUUUCGGCAGGCUGCCGACGCUGAUGCUGUUGUCGCUGCCCUCAACGGAUUUGAUGUCCAAGGGAGAAAGCUGCGCGUCGAGUACAAGAAAGUGCUGCAGGCUGGCGAGAAAGAGCGCAUCGAACGCGAGAAGGCGUUGCGUCGCAUGCGCAGCAUGGGAUUCGAUAGACCAAGCCCCCAGUCGGCCAUUCCACCAAUGCCUACCGGAGUUAGUCCUGUCUCGCCAUGGGGUAGCCCCGAUGGUGCCGAUCUUCUUGGAAAUAUGUCCGGGGCUCCUGCUCCUGUCAGUCUGAUGGGCGGCCUCGGAAACGGUGUCUACACGCCUCAGGUGAGCUUACCGCAGCUGCAGCUCCCAACGAAUACCGUGCACAGCAGCGGUAUCAUGUCGUCCGUCAGUCCCCCACCGGUUUCUUCUGCUACUUCCAACAAAAACGAGAUUGAUAUGAAUGACCCUACGACCCUCGACAUCUACUCGCGUAUCCUGCUGUUCAAAGAUGACCGGAUGCGGGAUGAGCUGGCCUUCUCUCGCACACUCACCCCCAAACAGCGUCGCACUGUGCAUCUCAUUGCCCAGAAGCUCGGAGUAUACCACUAUUCCGUCGGAGAAGGCGACGAUAGAUAUGCUGUAGUAACGCGCGAACCCCCGGAAGGCCGCACGCCGGUCCGACACUCAGCAACUCUUUCCCGUGCAACGUCUCAGAAUCUUCUUUCCCCUGGAGAUUCGACUACUCCGACGAUGGCCUCCCUCCGUCUGAAAAAGUCGAUGCCGACGUUGCGAUCGUCUACCCUGAGCAGUUCGCCCUUUGCACCUUCUUUUCUGGCCGCACCUGGUCUAUCCGCGUCUGCUACGCCAACGUUAUCUAUGAGGCGCAGUAACUCUAACCUUCACGCUGCCCACAAUAAUUCUCAAGCCGGCCAUUUUGCGACCAUUUCAACGUCGACUCCUCCACGCACCCGCGGAUCAGACAUUGGCGCUCUGUUCGGAAAUCCGAUUCUGCCUCCCGUACCUGUACCUCCCGUUCCUGCCCUCCCCACAGGUCUGGGUGGCGGGAAUGAUGUGCUGGGGACCAACCCAUCGUCGAUCAGCACGGCUUCAUCUAGCAACGGCGCUUCCAGUGUUGUACGACAACCUCGUGGGCCGUCCGCAGCGGGAGGAAGUGGAUUUCUGGGACGGAGCCGAGGUGCUGCAGAUAACUCUCAGUCUCAAAACAACAUCGGAAGCAUGAACGGUGGACUGGAGGCGACCACUCACCAGCCCCUCGAGAUCUGAAGACAACAUCACCUGAACGUGUGCACGGAUCCUGUACCCUUCUUGCACAUACUCUCAAGCAGUGUCGGUCGCAUUCAUUAAAGUCACCUAUCCCCGUUGCUCCCAACUGUACAUUUGGAUCUCUUUAUAAGUCUCCCAUGGUGUUGCACCCUUGAUACCCGGUCAAAAUUCGAACAACCUCUGAUGAAGAAACGAUCCCGAAUGAGACAUGACAUGCAUGCCACAUCUGUUCCAAACUCCUUUCGUGUCCCAAAAUAAUGCUCAACCAGCCAUGCUUCCUCACCAU